AAGUGUACAACAACCUUGCAACCCCUUAAGAAGGUUACGAUUGGGCUCAUCUUGGCAAUUGGAUGCAUUUAACUAUCUGGAGCAACCGGUGUUUUUCCAAAUUUAUAUUUUUCUUAUAAAUACUUGUUAUUAAAACAAAACCGACAUUUAUAAUAUUCUUUCGGCGCAAGCAACAUGAUCAAGAACGCUGUAUCUCUAGUUACUGGUGGAGCCUCCGGUUUGGGGCGCGCAGCUGUUGAAAGAUUUGCUCGUCAAGGCGCUCGUGUUGUGUUGGCCGAUUUAAGCAGCUCGAAAGGCAGUGAGGUAGCCCGUGAGAUUGGCGACAAUGUAAUCUUUGUGCCAGUCGACGUGACCUCCGAGAAGGAUGUGCAAGAGGCAGUGCAGACUGCCAAGGAAAAGUUUGGACGUCUCGAUUUAGCUGUUAACUGUGCUGGUACAGCUGUGGCUGUGAAGACUUAUAAUUUCAACAAGGAUGUGGCACAUCGUUUGGAUGACUUUACUCGUGUACUUACGGUCAACACCAUUGGCACAUUCAAUGUCAUUCGUCUUGCGGCCGGUGUGAUGGGUAUAAAUGAACCCAACAAAGAUGGCCAACGUGGUGUUAUUGUAAACACAGCAUCCGUAGCUGCAUAUGAUGGCCAAAUCGGACAGGCAGCCUACGCUGCUUCAAAGGCUGCUGUAGUUGGUAUGACUCUGCCUAUUGCUCGUGAUCUUAGCACACAAGGCAUUCGUGUGUGUACCAUCGCUCCUGGCCUUUUCAAUACACCAAUGUUGAUGUCAUUGCCAGAGAAGGUGCGUACCUUUUUGGCCAAAUCGAUACCAUUUCCUCAACGCUUGGGCGAGCCAUCCGAAUAUGCUCAUUUAGUGCAGGCGAUUUAUGAAAACCCGUUGCUGAAUGGUGAGACCAUUCGUCUCGAUGGUGCACUUCGCAUGCAACCUUAAAAGUCGAUUUUUCAAACUAAUUUCCUGCAAUUCACCGUCUAAAACGUUGCAUUUAAUUUGAGAGAAUGUUUUUUUUUGUAAAUCUAGUUAUUAAGUUGAAUGUUCCAAUCGUACGCUACGUGCAGACAUGCCUCUAUAUGUGUAUACUACACGUUAUCUACGAAAUAUUCAAAAAUGUCAAUUAUACAAUUAUAAAUGAAAAUAAAGUGAAUCAAGUUUUCUAUACAAUAAUUCCUGUAAGAAUA
Molecule: messenger RNA, 1187 nt
Organism: Anastrepha obliqua
Lineage: Eukaryota; Metazoa; Arthropoda; Insecta; Diptera; Tephritidae
Gene: scu
Product: 3-hydroxyacyl-CoA dehydrogenase type-2
Exons: 2
Coding region: 175-942 (255 amino acids)
Biological process (GO): androgen metabolic process; fatty acid metabolic process; estrogen metabolic process
Cellular component (GO): mitochondrion
Molecular function (GO): estradiol 17-beta-dehydrogenase [NAD(P)+] activity
Source: RefSeq, a predicted model, not a curated record